Molecule: messenger RNA, 5411 nt
Organism: Doryrhamphus excisus (bluestripe pipefish)
Lineage: Eukaryota; Metazoa; Chordata; Actinopteri; Syngnathiformes; Syngnathidae
Source: RefSeq, a predicted model, not a curated record
GUGAUGAAAGUACCUGGUACGAAAAAAUAUGUCAGUUAAAAGUAAUGUUUACCAUGAUUUCAGGUAUUUAAUCUUGUUUUUGUAGUGUAGAGACUGGGUUGUUAUGUUUUUAGAAGAGGAGGCUGGAUAAACAAGACAUGAUUGCAUCACUGUACGGUCAGUCCUGCACUUUAAACAUUUCAACAGACUUUUUCCGUGGCUGGGAAUGGUCAAAGGCAAUGUUGCAAAGUCCGGGUUGGUGAGACGAGGAAGAAAAAAACUCUUGUCUAAAAUGGGAAUACUGCCUGCAUACAGAUGAAGGGGGCUCUGCCAUCAACAUGGUGCUGCUGUAGUGGAGAGGAACGCCACCACCAGUCACUCACCAUGCUUCAGUUACGCGCCAGCUGCAGGCCUGUUUGGCUCAUCUGUUGUCUCCUUGGCCUUUCAGUGGUACACACUCAUGCCCAGAAUGUCCUGACUGUACCUCAGCAAGUGAACCUGUCACCAAACAUGAAAAUGCAGCAAAUAUCCAUAUCCUGGCUGGGAGGCGGGGCCACAAUGUUUGACAUCUUGAUCCUCAGGACAGAACUUAAUCAAACUGUCUUCCAUGACACACUGCCUGUGACUGUAAAUCAGACAACUGGUCGGUACGAGUGGAAUUGGACCUCCGCAGAACCUCUAGAAUGUACCUCUUUGUCCAUCCAAAUCCGCUCAAGAGAGGGGCAGGCGAUGAGCGAAUGGAGUGACACGCAGAUCCUCCAAGGAAACGAUCUGCCCACCUAUGUCAAGUUCCAGCUGUACCCUCAGGACAGAGUUGUGAGUGCAGGGGACAGCACCACCUUCUGUUGCAUUGUGGCGGAGGGGCGGCAUUUUGGUUCCAUACGUUAUGGCAACACAAUCAUGAAUGCCACGCGGCUAAGUAGGCGGAGUUACGGCUUCACAGCGGUCGACCAGGUGCCAUCGAACAGGACAGGGACCAAUGUCAUUUGCCAGGACAGCCUCGACGAGACCAAGCUGUCUGGAACCGUGGUCUUAGUUGGAUAUCCUCCUCUGCUCAGUGAUUUUUUUUGUGAGACUCAUGAUUUGAUGUCAGCCGUGUGCCAGUGGAAGGAACUGCGAGACACCCGAUUGUACGGCAAGCGGCGAACAAUCUUCUCAAUAAACAACAGGAAAUGUGCGGAGGCCACCAAACCAGAAGAGUUCAGGAUGUGUAGUGUGACACAGUGGGAGGGAAACUGGACACUGGAAGCUGUGAAUCCUUUGGGCCUGUAUAGCCUGUCGGACUCUGCAGACAUCUGGCACAGAGUGCGGCCAGUCGCACCUCCAAACCUGAGCGCAGUCGUCAGUGCAUGGAAUGUUACGGUGCUGUGGAAGUGGGAAUAUGAAAGUUAUAGUUCCCUUGCUCUAGUCUGCCAGGUAGAGCUCAAUUCUCAAAACAAUAAAACAAAGCGCACCUUCACAGGCAUUGGUUUGAGCACGGUGCUUCUUCUGGAUCUGUAUCCUGAUGAGGAUUAUAGUGUUAAAGUGCGCUGUGGUGCCCAGCGGAAUUUCUGGAAGUGGGGAAACUGGAGUCAGCCCUUUUCUUUCAAAACAAAUAUUGAUGUUCCAGAUGCUCUAAAUGUGUGGAUGCAUAUCAACGAUGACAACACCGGACAGAUUCUUUGGAUGCCUCUGACAGCAAGAGAAAGCCACGGUCCGAUCACAUCUUACGAGGUCACGUUUUGGAGCCCUGAGGAGAACCUGCAGCACACUGAAACUCUUCCUCCCGACACUUUCACGCUCCCGAUCAACCUCACCCAAAUAGCAGCCUUCAGUAAUGACAACGAGGUUAUGGCAACUGUCAUCGCCAAGAACGCCGCAGGGUCGUCUCCACCGAUAAGCGUCGUUUUUCCUUUACAUGCCGCAGAUAAGAGUAAUAUUGUUGUGUCGAGGGCCGUUUAUCUGGACAGAGGUUUCCCCCUGGUCUGGCAGGAUGAUACCAACUCCAGCUGUGGUUAUGUAGUAGAGUGGCAUGAUGCCCUCUGCCAGCAGGACUGCCCUGUGGAGUGGAUGAAGCCGGCCUUGGGAAAAACAAACGUCUCCAUUGAAUCAGCCAACUUCCAGCCGGGUGUGAAGUACAACAUAACCCUGUUCACAUGCACAUUAGAACUGCUGCAGCGUUGGCAGGGCUACAUGCAAGAGCUGGCUCCAUCAAGGCCUGUCCCCCAGCUACAAAUCAGUCAACAGGAAUCUGAUGUUAUAUUAACAUGGGGAGCCGUCCCGGAGGUCAGCAGGCGAGGUGACCUCCUGGGUUACAAUGUUUACAUGAGUAAUGACUCCCACCUUGUAAAACUAGCCAGUCUGUCGGGACAAGGAAGCAGGGAGUACACAGUUAAGGGUCUCUCGGAGGGCUCCUAUAAAUUCACAAUCAAAGCCUAUACCUCAGCAGGCGAGGACACCGGCACCACCAUCUCCAUCACAGUGGAGCCCCUAGCUGAUUGGCUCAUCCUCGAAAUACUGGCCUCUUUGGGACUUACAGCUUUAUUGCUAGCCCUUGUCACCGUCCUUUGCUAUAAGAAACGGGAAUGGGUAAAGACAGCCUUCUAUCCAGACAUCCCUCAGCCUAAAUUGAGUGAUAACUGGACCAGAACACAGGGACCACUGGAUGUGACACCAUCUCCCCACAAUAUGGUCCAUGUUGUGGAUAAGCCACAGUUUGACUCAAUAAAAGAGGUGCUGGUGGGCAUUCCCGAAGAGGACGAGGAGGAAGAGGAGCAGAUGAUACGAGACGAGCCGGUCGACACAGAUGAGCCCACCUCAUUACGCUACUACAACCCAGUGAUUGAUGAGCGUCCCAUAAGGCCACGCUUCCCGGACUCCUCUGAUUCGUCUGGGUCUUCACUGGACUCAGGACACACUGAUGUGACUUAUACAGGGAUCCAAACUUCAGCGUCAUCUCUGGUCUUCCAGAUGAGUCAACAAGGCACCUCUGAGGGCCACCAGGUCAACAUGGUUGAAAGCGAAGGUGGUUACCGCCCUCAGAGGCAACCUACAGCACCAAGCGACGACGCACUUCUGCCGCAAUCUUCCCAAGAGCCCCUAGCUGCCUGUUCUGGCGGUUACAAACCCCAGAGCUCCUGGCAUUUGGACUCGCCGGAGGAGUCUGGCGAACGGGACUGCCUGGCACCCCACUUAGGGUCACCCACCUCUGUGGCUUCCACCCAGUUCCUCCUCCCCGACAGCGAAUCCGAGGAGCACGGUGAGGAGAGACGUCAGCCCUCAUCAUCUGCAGCAAGCUGGUUCACCAACCUACUGGCUUCUACAAAGCCAUGAUAUCCUCCCAUUAGAAGCUGCCCAGCCAACGGGCAGACUUAACACUUUUACAUUCUUUACCAGUGACAUGCAGCAAACAAGCUUCAUAGGCCAAAACCUAAUUCCCCAUUGGAUGUAGCAGUCUGCACAUUGACCACAGGUAAAUAAUAUGAACGCAUACUUCAUUUCCUCAUAUAGUGGCGCUCAACCGCAGAGAGUACAAGGCAUCUUUUAGGGGUAAGAUAUUGUUAUAAAUUUAUUCCCCACACAAUAAUGAUGCUUAAUCAAAAUAACAUACUAGAAUAUAAUAGAAUAUAGACAACAUAAUGUAUUAUACAGUGUGUGCGUGUGUAUAUAUAUUAUACUAGUAUAUUGUAUUAUGACUUUCUUUAUCUUUCCAGAUGCCAUGUCUGCUGUGCAGGCGGCAAGUGUUAUAAUGGUAUAAUAGUGUAGGUAAUUACUGCCACUUAGUGAUGCUUUUUUUUCUGAUGGUAGAAAAGGGCAUGUCUAUUUGGGGUAAGGUGUGAACUUACCUUGACAAAUAACUUUGCACAGCAUCUAUUCGAGCAGAGGCCACUAUUUGGGGAAAUUUGAUACAUUCAUUGGCUUUCUUUGUCUCUUGGACAUUGAGCACAGGCAUUUCAAUGAUGCAGCUUUUAGUUCAUAUUUAAUUGUGUGUUACUCAUUGUGAUGUGGAUUUAAAUACACUACAAAAUGAAACUGAAAGUAGGACUGUUGCAAAGCAAACAUUUCCAGAUAAGAAACCCUACAAAGGAAGUGUUUUUUUUUUCAUGUUUAAGUGUCUGUUACAUUGUCUUUGAUUGGCUGUCUCAUGAGAUAUUUUUUGUCAGCUUGAUGAGCUAUUGUUGCGAUCCAGCUGAAGGAUGCACUUUGUAAGGAGUUAUUAUUUUACACACAAUCAAGAAGUGAUUGAUUUUAUGCUCUGGAAUUGUCUGGAUGAUGACGACACUGAUGAUAUAAGCUAGAACAUGAAUCCAUGUACUGAACAAAUGCUAUCAUGUUAAUUUUAAAUGUUUACAUUUUUUCUGUCUUUAUUUUUUUAAUCUGUAGUUUUUGUGUAAAUAUUUUACAGGCCAGUCAUUUACACAUGUAUGUAUCAUGUUACCUGCAAUCAUUGAAAAUAACUUUCUGGAGUUUACUGUGGCAUUUAAGUGUACAGUCGUGUAUAACAAUUUUAAUGCUUCCAGUGACCUUGAAUGUUAUGCUUUAUGGGGAAAAGACUGGCUCACAGAGAACAGAAGAACAAUGUAUGGAAGAUAUAGUCUCUAUUCUAUCAAUAAUGUAAUGUUUUCUUGCUUUUUUGCUUUUCCAUAUUGCCCCUCAUAAUACGGCUGAACCAAUACCUUCCCAGUACUUGUGGCAACUCGUGACCUCCGUUUCUCAGUGCCUCCAGCCGACAAGCUUUAAGUACAACUACUGUGACUACAAUAACGUAGAUGGAACUGGAUGACUUUGCUGGUCGACCUCUCAGGCGGUCUUUUUUUUUGACUACUGAGAAAAAAUGUAAUCCCCUUUUCCUUUAAGUGAUGCUGUUCUUGUUUAACAAGAAAUAUUCAUUGAAUCCAAAAGCUACAGUAGAUGGUCAAGUUACUGUCCAAGCCGAUAUGAGAUCACGUGAAAUAGAGCAGGGGUUUUCAAAGUGUGAACACCUCCGUGGAGGUGAAAAACAUCUUUUUCAAACCUGCUAAGCUAAAUUCAAUUAUGGCGAAAAGCGAAAACCGAGGAUAUAGUUUUAAGAAUUUAAAAAACGUGGCUGGACAUUGUUUUCCCCUUUUAAAGCCAUGCAGUGUGUGUUGUGAGCUUUUAUGAUGAUUUGUGUCAACAGCCUCUCUAUGGUUUAUACUAAACUUUGCUGACACAGGAAACUAUAUUGUUUAACCAAUAGUGACUGGUGACGAGCCAGCUUCCCGAGGAAUGUAUACAAAUGUUUGAUUAUAGCAGAUAUUGUGAUCCUGUCUUCCAGUGGUGGUUAAUGUAGCCCGAUAUCACAUCAUACAUCAGGGUACGCUUGCUGCCUUAUCCCCCCACCCCACACACACACACUCGCAGAUUUGUAAAAGCAUGCUGCAAAAUCUUCAUCCUUUUUGACUUCCUGAGGCUUUAAAACUAACACUAACUAA